Messenger RNA from Rotaria sordida, 2118 nucleotides. Lineage: Eukaryota; Metazoa; Rotifera; Eurotatoria; Philodinida; Philodinidae. The record is from the annotation of a GenBank genome assembly.
AUGACAUCUCGUAGUAAUACUACAAAACUUUCUAAUUUAUCUGUUCAAUGGGAAUGGGAAGGAGAUAAAGGUGUUUGGCAACAAUAUCCAAUAGAUAUUCAACAAAAAAUUUCUGAAGCAUUCGAUAAUGACAAUAAUGAAGUUAUUGUUAAUCAAACAGAAGAGAUAAGUAUAUUAAUUAAAUUUCGUGAUAUGAUACAAAUAAAUCAAAAAUCAAAAUUUAUGCGUCGUAUACGUCUUUGUAUUGAAUUAAAAGAUAAAAAUGGUUUUUUUAUAUAUGAAUAUGAAAAUGAAAAUAAAAAAUGGUUUGCUUAUAAUGUUGAAAGAAUGAUUAAAAUAGCAAAUGCUAUUGAAAAUGAUCAAACAAUAUUAUCAAUCAAUUAUCAAAAUCAAUCAUAUGAUAUUGAUUUUGAUAAAUCAAUUGAAACAAAUUUAAAUACCAAAAUUAUUCGAAAAAUACAUUGUGUUAAAUCAAUGGCAAAAUUACCAUUGAAUGUAUCAACAAUAUCAAAUAAACGAUCAUUAGAUAAUGAUGAGAGUAUAGAAAAGAAUAAGAAAAAACGUGGUAUAUCAAAAUCUACUCCAAUAGAAAAAAGUGCAAUGCGUACUGUGACAACAGUUAUUGGAAAAGUUCCUGUUGAUUCUGAAUGUGUAUCAAUGUUAGGAAAAGCUCAUGUUUAUUGUGAAAAUAAUGAUGUAUUUGAUUGUAUGCUUAAUCAAACAAAUGUUGGAAAUAAUAAUAAUAAAUUUUAUUUAAUUCAAUUACUUGCAGAAAAUAAUUGUAAAAAAUAUUAUGUUUGGUUACGUUGGGGACGAGUUGGAUAUAAUGGACAAAAUAAUUUAGAACAUUACGGUUGUGAUUUAGAUGAAGCAAAAAGAUUUUUUUGUCAAAAAUUUAGUGAUAAAACAAAAAAUGAUUUUUAUUAUCGUAAUACGUUUACAAAAUAUCCUGGAAAAUAUGAUUAUGUUCAACUUGAUUAUAAUCCAUCGACAUCCGAAAAAGUUGAUGAAAACAAUAAAAAACAACUCGUAACUAUUGAACAAUUAAAAAGUUUACCUAUACCAGAAUCAAAACUUGAUAAACGUAUACAAAAUCUUAUUCAUUUAAUAUGUAACAUACAAGCUAUGGAAGAAGCAUUACUUGAAAUGAAAUUUGAUGCAAGAAAAAAUCCUCUCGGUAAAUUAAGUUCAACACAAAUUAAAGCAGGUUAUGGAGCAUUAAAAGAAAUUGAAACAUAUAUAAAAACAAAUAAAUUUAAUUCUGCAUUUAUUGAAGCAAAUAAUACUUAUUAUACUCGAAUUCCACAUGAAUUUGGUCGAAGUACUCCACCAUUAAUAAAAACAAUUCAACAAUUAAAACAUGAAAUUGAAUUACUUGAAGCACUUGAUGAUAUUGAAAUAGCAUUUACAACAUUAAAUAUAAAUACAAAUACACGUUUAAAUCCAAUUGAUCAACAUUAUGAACAAUUAAAAUGUAAAUUAUAUCCUAUUGAAAAACAUGAAGAUAUUUAUAUAUUAAUUGAUAAAUAUCUUCAAUCAACACAUGCAUCAACACAUCAACAAUAUAAAAUGGAAAUAGAACAUAUAUUUAAAGUUGAAAGAGAAAAUGAAGAUAAAUUAUUUAAAGAUGUUGGAAAUAAAAUGCUUCUUUGGCAUGGUUCACGUUUAACUAAUUUUGCAGGUAUUAUGAGUCAAGGUUUACGUAUUGCACCACCUGAAGCACCUGUAACUGGUUAUAUGUUUGGAAAAGGUUUAUAUUUUGCUGAUAUGAGUAGUAAAAGUGCUAAUUAUUGUUAUCCAACACCAAGUAAAAAUACUGGUCUUGUUCUUCUUACUGAAGUUUCACUUGGUAAAUGUCAUGAAUUACUUCAUGCUGAUAAUAAUGCUCAUCGAUUACCAGAAGGUUUAUCAAGUGUUAAAGGUCUUGGUUCAAUAGCACCUGAUUUAAAAAAUGCUGUUACAUUAGAUGAUGGUGUUGUUGUUCCUAUGGGUCCUGUUGAAUCAACUAAUGUAGUUAAUCCAAAAGGUUAUACACUUAAUUACAAUGAAUAUAUUGUCUAUGAUACAAAACAAGUUCGAAUACGAUAUUUAAUUAAAUUAAAAUUUUUAUUUAAAUAG